Polychytrium aggregatum is the source of this 408-nucleotide messenger RNA. RefSeq lists its product as uncharacterized. The coding region runs from base 1 to 408 and encodes 135 amino acids. The transcript has 4 exons. The record is from RefSeq and is a predicted model, not a curated record. Gene Ontology annotation, biological process: angiotensin-activated signaling pathway. NCBI's taxonomy places the organism in Eukaryota, Fungi, Chytridiomycota, Chytridiomycetes, Polychytriales.
AUGAACGUCAACGUCGAUCUGUCCUUCCUCCUGCAAGUGCAGACGAUUAUCGCCUUCUUCGGGGCUCUCGACUUUUGCCCCCUCUACAAUGUGCCCCUGUUCCUCUACCGGGACUCGACCGACCCGCUCAAGUCCUUCACGACGCUGCUCGUCCUCUCCGUCUUGCUGGACAGCGUGUGGUUCAUGCUGCAUUGGGGCGACUUCCCCCGUGGCUCGUACUCGUUUGUGCUGUUUUUGAAUGUCCUGAACCUUCUCGGCAAGCCCUUGUCGAUUGUCUGGGCUCUCGACUACCUCAAGACACGCGGCGGCGACCUUCGGUGGCCUGGUGUCGGCAACCUCAACCCUGGAGUGAUACUCGGCCAGUCCAGCAACGAAAACAGCUCCUCGGGUGCCUACGAGCGAAUCUGA